Molecule: messenger RNA, 2636 nt
Organism: Micropterus salmoides (largemouth bass)
Lineage: Eukaryota; Metazoa; Chordata; Actinopteri; Centrarchiformes; Centrarchidae
Product: protocadherin alpha-C2-like
Exons: 1
Coding region: 213-2621 (802 amino acids)
Biological process (GO): homophilic cell-cell adhesion
Cellular component (GO): plasma membrane
Molecular function (GO): calcium ion binding
Source: RefSeq, a predicted model, not a curated record
GAUCGUGAAACAACCGGACAGCUCCGUGGUGCUGAAACUGCACUCCGAAAACGCUCUCGUCCUGUUAUAAUGUCGAAAUAUCCUCAGAAUGUAAUUUGUUGAAUAUGUUUGAGAUCAAGGACAUUACACCAAAAUUCAACAUUGCUGGAAAUGCACAUUAUAUCGUUUGAAGUGCAGUGUUCCCGCACACAACAACGAGCCCUUCUGUAACAAUGCAGUCUUGUAAAAGGUACGUGCUGCUCGUUGUUCUUCUUUCCUUCGUUCAUCACAUAUCGACUUCAGUGACCCAUUAUUCAAUACCAGAGGAAAUGAAAGAAGGAUCAGUUGUAGCAAACCUUGCUACCGAUCUCAGUUUGGAUGUUAAAACACUGAAUCAGAGGAAGAUGCGUCUCGACAUCAUUGCAAAUAAGAAAUAUCUGGAUGUGAACAAAGAGACGGGUGAACUGUACAUUGUUGAGAAGAUAGACAGGGAAUAUAUUUGUACAAAAAUGCUGACAUUGUGUUACUUGAAAAUGGAAGUAAUACUAGAAAAUCCAGUACGAAUUUUUAAUAUAGAACUAGAAAUAAUGGAUAUGAACGACAACGCCCCACAGUUUCGAAGAGACGUCAUACAUUUAGAUAUUUCCGAAGCGACGCCAAAAGGGGAGAGAUUCUCUCUCAGCAAUGCAGUUGAUCCUGAUGUUGGAAGCAAUUCAGUGAAAACAUAUCAUCUGAGUGAAAGUGCACAUUUUAAUAUUGAAGUUCAGACCGGGAGAGAUGGGUCGAAGUUUGCCGAAUUAAUCUUAACAAAGAAUUUAGAUCGAGAGCAGCAAGCUGUUCAUAAUUUAAUACUCACAGCUGUAGAUGGAGGCACACCUGCACGUUCUGGCACUGCAAGUGUUAUAGUUCGUGUUUUAGACACAAAUGACAACGCUCCUGCUUUUGACCAAGUGAGUUACAAUCUAAAAAUAAUGGAAAAUUCUCCCAUAGGGAGCCUUGUUAUUCAUCUUAAUGCAACAGACUUAGACGAGGGUUCAAAUUCUGAUAUCACGUACUCAUAUAGUUUAUAUACGUCAGAGAAAACACAAGAAACAUUCAACCUGAAUCCUUCCACUGGUGAAAUUAAUGUUAAAGGAAUGUUAAAUUAUGAGGAUUUCAGGAUUUAUGAUAUGGAAGUUAUAGCAACCGACAAAGGAGCCAAUAGUUUGUCAGGACAAUGUACCAUAAAGAUUCUGGUUGAAGACAUGAAUGAUAAUCACCCAGAAAUAUCUAUUAAAUCAUUUCAGAGUCCAGUUAAUGAAAACGUAGAAUUAGACACAGUGAUAGCUGUAGUUAGUGUCAGUGAUAAAGACUCAGGUGACAACGGAGUGGUAGAUCUGCAUAUUCCAGAUAACAUGCCUUUCAGACUGAGGGAGUCCUCUGAUAACUAUUAUGAAUUAGUAGUGUCAGAGCCGUUAGACCGCGAGAAGGUCCCAGAAUAUGACAUCACUUUCACUGUUACAGACAGAGGUUCUCCUCCUUUAUCUGACAAUGAAACUAUGACGUUAGAGCUGCUGGAUGUGAAUGACAAUGUUCCACAGUUCCCUCAAUCAUUUUAUACUAUACGUGUAACGGAGAAUAACGCACCUGGGGCCUUGCUGAGUUCACUCUCUGCGUUUGACCCUGACCUCCAUGAAAACCAGUAUCUAGUUUAUUUCAUCCUAGAGAAGGAGAUAGCCAACACCUCCAUGUCCAUGCUGUUCUCCAUCAAUCCAGAGAACGGGAACCUUUACGCACUAAAAACUUUUGACUAUGAGAUCGAGAAGGAGUUUCUUUUCCACAUCGAGGCCAGAGACUCUGGCUCUCCUCCACUGAGCAGUAACGUGACCGUGCACAUCAUUAUUGUGGACCAGAACGACAACGCUCCGGUUAUUGUGUCUCCGUGGCGCGCGCACGGCUCUGUGGUGGAGGAAAAGAUCCCCAGAUCCACCGAUAAAGGCUCUCUGGUUGCCAAAGUGAUAGCCUUAGACACCGACUCGGUGCACAACUCUCGGAUCACCUACCAGUUCCUACAGGUGACUGACGCCACCUUGUUCAGUCUGGACCAGUACAACGGAGAGAUCCGGACUAUGAGGAUGUUCAGUUACAGAGACCCGCGCCACCAGCGACUGGUUGUUGUUGCCAAAGACAACGGGCAGCCUGCUCUGUCUGCCACAGUCACCAUCAAGCUGUCCACAGUGGAGACUGCCGUGAAGGCCUACUCUGACAUGACUGAGGUGCCUCUGGAAUACGACAUCUUUUCAGACCUAAACCUGUAUUUGGUCAUCGGUCUGGGCUCGGUGUCAUUUCUCCUGCUCAUCACCAUAUUGGUCACCAUCGUGCUCAAGUGUCAGAAACCCAAGCCCAGCAAAGCGGCUCCUCCCUGCAGGAACAGUGUGAUCAGUGAGAGGAACUCCACCAUCGCAGAUUCCACUCUGGUCUCCAACGAUGCCUACUGGUACAGUCUGUUUCUAGCAGAGACCAGGAAAGGGAAGCUGGUGGUUAGACAGCCUGUGCCAAAGGGCUCCAGAUACAUCGUGUCCAGUCUACCGAGAGGCACAGGACUGACAGACACUAGCGACUCAGCUGCUUCCACUCUGCAGGUAGGAUAUGACCAAAGUUAAAAAUUCUCCUCUACA